CUGGCCAUGGGCGCCUGCUCAGAAGACCGUCACCUGUGCGGGGCCUCCUGGCUCCUGCGAUUCACCAGCCUCCUCCUCAGUGUCUGCAGCGAUGUGACCCAGAGUCCUGGAGCCCGUGGGUCUGCCGUGGACGAUUCUGGAAACCCUGUUCCUCUGAAGGGGAUUCUGGGAGCUUCUGUGCUGUUUCACAUGAUCAAAAAUCCAGAAUUACCUCCAGGAGCUGAGCCGGAGACUAUUACUUGGGGUGUUAUAAAUCAAAAAAUGUACACACCCGUACUCCAAGUCAGUCCCGAGGGAGAUGGUCCACGAUGGCUCAACCUCCAGAACAAGUUCGAGAAGAGGGUCCAUGUGGUCAACACAACGACCCUGAGGAUUGACAACCUGACCCUUGAGGACAGUGGGCUGUACCGGGUUCAAGAGUCCUAUUCGAGAGGAAGACAAUAUGACCAGGAUUUCUACCUGACGGUCUACGAGCCUGUGCCCCGUCCCCAGAUCCGAGCCACGGUUGUGUCCCUCACACGAGGCGGGUGCAACGUCACCAUGGAGUGUAACACCACAGGAACCAGGGAGGACCUGACCGUGUCCUGGGAGAGCGAGGGUCUCCCCUGGGAGCUGGAGCAGAGACCGGCCCCAGGACCAGCCCCCAACCCCUGGACACUGGCUGUGAACCUGCCCCUGAGCCAGCCCAGCCCCAGCCUCAUUUGUGUGGUCAGCAACCAGGGGGACAAGAAAACUGUCACCCUGGAUCUUGGGGACCUCUGUGAUCAUGAAACAUAUCCACAAGGACAGACCAGUGCUGCCCACUUGCGAAACAUCCUCGUGUCUGUUGUGGUCGUGGUGCUGAUCCUUGGAGCUGGGCUGUACCUUUGGAAGAAACGUGGGAAUAAGAAGACCAAAGAGCCUGGGAGAGGGGCAGGAUCACAGGAGGAGCCCAGGGACCCGGAUGGUGGCAUCCACUAUGCUGAGCUGAGCCAACAGGAGUCUGAAGACCACAGGGACAAGGGUCGGGGAGAACCACAUCUAGAAGAGGAGAACUCUGUCACUACUGUCUACAGUGAGGUCCGCAGGCCAGGCCAGGCCAUGACCAUGAUUUAAUGGGAAGAAGCAGGAGAAUCCCGCCUCGGGGACACCUGUCUCAUGAGUAUGAUGCCUGCAGCUCUGGCCCUGCCUCUUCCACCUCCAAUGGCUCUGAGCAGGGA
This is a messenger RNA of Neogale vison (American mink), 1199 nucleotides long. Its product is annotated as SLAM family member 9-like. Bases 7 to 1095 code for a protein of 362 amino acids. The transcript has 6 exons. The record is from RefSeq and is a predicted model, not a curated record. NCBI's taxonomy places the organism in Eukaryota, Metazoa, Chordata, Mammalia, Carnivora, Mustelidae.